AUGAAGAAAGCUAAUAUUAUUUGUUCAUCUUGGAAAGAGAAAUAUAAUUCUAUUUUUAAUAGUUUUGUGGAUUGUAGAAAUGAAGAAAAUGAUGAAUCCAAUGGUGAUGGUUUCAUUUUAUCAUCUGUUGGUGGAUUAUAA
Cavenderia fasciculata is the source of this 141-nucleotide messenger RNA. RefSeq lists its product as uncharacterized. The record is from RefSeq and is a predicted model, not a curated record. NCBI's taxonomy places the organism in Eukaryota, Evosea, Eumycetozoa, Acytosteliales, Cavenderiaceae. The coding region runs from base 1 to 141 and encodes 46 amino acids. The transcript has 2 exons.